This is a messenger RNA of Cinara cedri, 5206 nucleotides long. NCBI's taxonomy places the organism in Eukaryota, Metazoa, Arthropoda, Insecta, Hemiptera, Aphididae. The record is from the annotation of a GenBank genome assembly.
AAAAUGUUUAAAACUGCCGGUAUUUUUUCAUUUUACUACGGUUUUUAAUUAUUUUUGUUUGUCUUUUCAAAAAAAAAACAUUAGUUUUAAUGGUUAAUACAAGUCAAGAAGCAAAUGAAACGCUCAAUUUACCACAGGUUACUAAAAAUUCCAGCGAUACUCUUGGUAUUUUAAAUUAUUAUAAAUAAAGACUUAUUCAAAUGUUUAUUGUAAUAAAUGUCUUAAUUUUAGCUUCGGCUACGUUUUUGACGUGUGUUGCGGCUGGUGCUGGUAUUUUUGCAUUUGCUUCGACACUGGCAUCGGCUCGAAAAACAGAUCCUGAUAUGUUUUCUAAAGGACAAAUCGCUUCAGUACCUAUGGCUGAAUCGGGUGUUCAAUUAGCUAUUAGAGCACUCAAAUGGGGAACUUUUUAUGCAGUCGGCGGAUGUGGAUUAUUUUUUUAUGGUGUAUGGAAAAUGAGUGGUGCUAACGAUGCAAGUAUUUUUUAAUUUUAAUUUAAAUUUAGUAAAAUCAAAACCUUGAUAAAAUGGACAUUUGAAUGUUUCAUAAAUAGAAUUUCACAGAUUAAAACAUCUAUAUAAACAGAAACCUGUAAUGGAUGAACAUUUUCUUUGGACCCUUGAAAUACCAUUUAUGGAUAGUUUUCACUGUAUUAUGCAUUUAAAUUUUAAAAUAUAAUAAUCAUAAAUUCUGAUUGAACUUAACAUGACCAUUUUCAUCUGAAAAUUAGUGCUCAAAACCAGAUGACUGUAUCUGAGUUUCCCACUUGCUCUAGCGCCUAGUGUUUGACUUCCCAACACUAUUUAAGUGUAUUUUUUAGUCUAUACAUAUUUUAUUUCUGUCUUGUGUGUAAUAUAGCAACAAAUACACAUCGCACUUCAAUGAUUUUGGUUGAAUUUUGGAACAAGAGACCUAUUAUAUAUUUUAUAAGAGUAUUUACCAUGUCUUGGCUAAAUUAUUUUUUUUUUUAAUAUUUUCAUUUGUUUAUAAGUUAUCAAUGGUUAAAAUUAAGAGAAAUUAAAAAACUAAUUUUUUCAUGAUGAAAAUGAAAAUUUUCAGCCAUUGUAAAUACUCUUUUUUUAUAAAAUUUAUUUGUUUCUAUAUUAUGAAAGAGGCAAAUGGAAAAAACAAAUUAUGUGUAGAGGUUGCUCCUUAAAUAUAUACAUUUGUGUGAUGUUAUUUUUUAUUUAAUUAGCUUAUUGUAGUUAAAAGUAGGUACUUUAUUUUACAGGAAUUCGUUUAACAUUAUAUGAUACAUUUUUUUUUUUUUUUGUUCAAAUAAAAUAAAGAGCAGUUAUUUUAGAAUUAAAUAGUUCAGAGUACAAGAUGAUUCUUUUAAUACAUCAUUAAACCUUUAAGAUAUUAUAAGUUAAGUAUUAUUCUCAUAUACUCUUUUAGAUUUUAAAUUUAAUAGUCUUAUACAUUUAUAAACAAUCUUAUAAAUAUCUGCAUACUUUAAAUAUUUAAAAUUUGCACUCUAAUAUUUGAUGUAUUUAUCUGGAAAUAAAUAGCUUUUAUUAUUGUAUUUUAAAACUUUGAAAAACUUUUGUGUUUUUUGUUUUACAGAUGCAUGAAUUUAGAAUGAAAGUAGGUUCAAUGCUCCCAAGACUUACUCCAACUGUACAUAACUCUCGCACAGAAUUUGAAGGCUUGACAGAUUUAAUGACUUAUUUAGCCACAGACUAUUCAGGACAAACACCAAAAACUAAAACUGAGUCUUAUGAUGAGCCUAAAGAACAAAUACCAAAAGAUUGAUAGAAAAUAUUGCAAUAUGUAUUAUAUAUUUUAUUAAAAUUAGUUGUUCAAAUUGAAUAAAUAAACAAUGACUUUAUCUUUAAAUAAUUUACAAACAAAAAUACAUAACAAGAAAAACUUUAAACAAAUAAAUGUGUAGUUACAAAUUAAAAUAUUUGUUUAAUUACCAGGGACUAUGUACAUAGAUAUUCAUUUGUUUAUAAAUUAAAAUAUACCUAAUUAUAUAAGUAAAUUAAAAUAACAAUAUUACUUUUAAGUUACUUUAUAGCACAAAACAUUUUUAUCAGUGAUAAGUAACUUAAUUAUCAAAAAAUGAUAUUACAAUAGUAAAUACAUUAUUAAACUAAACUAAAAUUAUACUAUCAAUUAUAUUUAACUAACAUUUCAGAGAUCAAAAAUUUAAAUCUGGAAGAUCUUUUUGUACAAAAAAAUUUUCAUAAAUUAUAUUUGUGAUAAAAUCUGAUCAAUAAUAUAAUACGAAUACAGUUAUAUAUUGAUAAAGUCGUUAAUUGAUGUUAUGGUAGCAAAUUUAACAAAUCAUAGUUGAAUCUAAAAUUGAGUUGUUAUUUAUUUUAAAGAGAAAAAUACAUGGAACAUUUUUCCAGUGGGUAAAAUAAUAUAAAUAUAUUUUUGAAUUUACCAUGCUAAACAAUUUAUAGGUAUUAAUAUCAGACUACAAAUAAAAUAUUAUGAAGUUUUAAUUGCCAGAUGUAGUUGAAAAUUCGACUAAAUUGUUAAAUACAUUGAAUUUUAGAUCUUAUACUUAAUAGUUUUAGUAAUAAUGCAAUUAUCUAUUAAUAAUAAUCUUACUGCACUCCCACCUUAACUGUCCUCCAUCUUCCACCACAUCGACAGUUACGUGCCCAUCUAUUUUCCCACACUCUAAUUGCUGCUGUUCGGGAAUUCCCUACCAAUUGCAUUUUACCUUCACAUCUAUUACACUGUUUCACAGUUAAUGGACAUUUACCAAUAUAUACAUUCCUAAUGACAUCAUAAUCUUUCACAUAAUCUGAAUGUUGUUUACCAUUUGUUGAUGUAUCUAUGGUGGAUGUAUUAUAUCUCAGACAGUCUGGUUCUUGUCCAAAUACUAACUUCAAUGGCAAAUGUUGAUAAUAAAGAGCAGGAGAUGCAACUUCAUGAAUUCCAGCAGCAACUGAUGAAAGCGGGGUAAUUAUGACUUGGCUUUGAAGAGUAUAACAUUCAUCAAAUAACAUUUCAUCGUGUUCACCACCCAGUUGAACAAAUCGCGAAAGUAAACGGAAUGUAACAGACAAUACAUCUAAAUUAUCAAUAUUUUUAAUAAAUACUGGUAAACAAUUAGGCCUUAGUAGACCCCAUAUGCGUAUCAUGACCAAUAAUUCACGUAUUGUAUUUAUAGCAUACAAAUCAUUUAGUAAAUUAUAACCAACAUUGUCUCGCGGCUCUGGUAUUCUAGAUACUACAUUUAAAGCAAGCUGUGCUAUCCAUUGAAUAAGUUGAUGAAGUGAUUGAAGAGUACUAGGUUCUACAGUAAAAUCUUUACCACCCAAACUGGUUAAAAUUUUAUCUAUAUCCACGAUAGGUUCUUUCAAUACAUUUGAAAGACUUUCAGCUGGAUCUCGGUCUGCCAUGAUAUCACUGACACGUAGUACAUUUUUAAAUGCAUUGGAUAUGGAAUGAAGUGUCAUUAAGUGCAUCAGAUCUGAACGCUUAGAUUGUGCUCCAGGCAUCAUUUUGUAAAGAAAAGAACGAAUACUUAAAUAGGUGGUGUAUUCUUUUUGUUGGAGAACCUGUGAUUGUUUUUGAAAGUUUUCACUAAAACGAUUACACACAGCUUCCAACAUAUUAGGUCUUAAUGAUAUAGCCAAAUCCCACCAAUCCAGGCCAGUCACCAAGCAAUAUUCUAGCUGUAAAGUGGCAUAGGCGACAGUUAAAGGCCCAUUUAGUUCUGCCACAGAAAGUAAUUGAAAUAAAUAUAAAUUACCCAUAUUAUCGCAAACAACAAAUACAUUUCCUAGAUAAGAAAUAUCCAAGUCUGAAAACUGAAUAUUUGAACUGUGCUGUAAGCCUAUUUUUCCUAUGUUAUCUUCGCAAUAACUACUUAAUUCAAAUAAACAUUGUUGGGUCAGUUCUCUAGAUAAACAACAUACUUGAUGAUUACUGAAGGCAGCUACUACAUAUUGACUACUAGAAGAUUGAUUGUAGGAUAUGGACAUUUUGGGUGUAGCCAAUGCUGUUAACUGUGCUCCAACUGUAAAUGAACUCUUUUUAAUCCAACACACAGUAGGGUGAUCUUCAGUUAUGACUUUUUUGAAUACUUUAUUUAUUGAAUUGGUUUUUUUAACCAGCUCCCAGGUUUCAAUAAUGCAUCCACUACUGCUAUUACUACCAAUUACAAGAGAUUCAGAACCUUCUCUCAAUAAAAAUUUUACAUGUGAAAUAACUCUAUCCAUCGUUUCAUUAAAAGUUAAGAAAAAGCUAGGCAGCCACUGUGAUACAAUCGUGCAACUUUUUUCAUUUAGAAGCUUUAUUGAUACUUCAUAACAAUGAAUUGGUGAUCGUGGCCGUCCAUCAGAUGUGACAAUUAAGAAAUUUCCAUUUUGACGAUAACUAAUGUCAACAACAGAUAUACGAUAUCUAGCUACGGCUAAACUGGUAGUAGCUGAAAUCAUAGGUUCCCCACUAUCAUUAGUUAACAGGGCAGCAAUCAUACCUGUAGCAGACACUACUAAACACCCAGGUAAACCUGUGCCCCCCCAUGUUCGUAGUGAUGGUGUAAACCGAACAUAAUUGAAUUUUUCAAAAUAGUUAAUGUUAUCAGCUUUUUCAUUGACAAGCAUUAAUUUUUUUCCCAAAUGGAAAAAGGUUCCAGCUAUAAUAGGUUCUCCACGAAAAUCUUUAGAACCUACCUGCACCCAAUUAGUAAGAUUGUGGUCAGUACUGCAUGUCCAUAUUGAUACAGCACCAUUCUUGUCACCAAUCAAUAGUGAAUAUCCAUACAUAUCCCAUUCUAAUGUGGUAACUGUACAGUUAUUGGAUGUGAUUUUAUGGUACUUCCAAGGCACGUUUAGAUCGGCUAUAUAGACAUGUGAACCCCAGUUUAUGUUGACGUGAUCAUCCAGAUCAAACGUGGUGACCCAGGCGACUAUGUUGUUGGCAGAUAUCUUGGCCAGACAUUUAAAACACAUAUCUUCUUCCAUUUGUUCAUUUUGAAACUGGGUUUUCCAAGCUUGUUUCCGAAAUAUAGAAUAUACCAAGUCCAUUAUCUAGGGCGGACGAUUUGCGUGAAUUGCAACAUAAAUUGUGUGCUACUUACGAUAAGCCGGUACAGAGAGUCAGCAAUUUUCAAUUGUAAAGCAUAUUGACUAUGGCUAAGAAAUCGGCUCAUGAAAUACCAGACCUAACACGUCCGAAAAAUACGAUUAGAAAACAAAUAACACACGUUAACACACUACUACCGUGGUUAAACAUA